Molecule: messenger RNA, 5396 nt
Organism: Callorhinchus milii (elephant shark)
Lineage: Eukaryota; Metazoa; Chordata; Chondrichthyes; Chimaeriformes; Callorhinchidae
Product: venom factor
Exons: 41
Coding region: 16-5031 (1671 amino acids)
Cellular component (GO): extracellular region
Molecular function (GO): protein binding; endopeptidase inhibitor activity
Source: RefSeq, a predicted model, not a curated record
UGAAAGUCUGUCACCAUGAAGGGGACAUGUCUGUAUCUGGUCCUGUGGACGUAUUUCACUGCUUUCUCCCAAUGUGGUGCACUCUACACUCUAACGACUCCAAAUCUCCUGAGGGUCGACAUCUUCGAAAAGAUUGUUGUGGAAUCUCAUGACACAAGCAGUGCCUUUCAAGUGCAAAUCCGUGUCCAAGACUUUCCUGCCAAGUCUGAAAUUCUGUUUUCUACCGAAGUCCAUCUCUCACAAGAUAAUAACCCGGCCUCUGUGGAAAUCAAGAUUCCAGCUGAUCGGGUUCCUAAAACGAGAUUUAAACAGUAUGUUAUCGUGAACGCCAGGUUCCCAAACUUCGAAUUGAACCGAGAAGUUCUUCUUUUAUACGAAACUGGUCACCUGUUCCUCCAGACUGAUAAACCAAUCUACACACCAUUGCAAAACGUGCUUUACCGAUUGCUCACUGUGGACAGGGAUCUGAAGCCAAACAACAAAAAGGCAACUGUUGAAAUUUUGACCCCACAGGGUGUCACCGUGCAGCAGGUCCAGAUAAAUAAAGAAAGCAGAAUGAAGUCGUCUGGAAUCAGCACGGGCACGUUCGCUAUCCCAGAGCUGGUGCAGUUUGGGUUCUGGAAAAUUGUAGCAAAGUAUGAUACCGAUGAGACCUACAAUUAUACAACGGAAUUCGAGGUCAAGGAAUACGUACUCCCAAGCUUCGAGGUCGUGUUAGAACCGAGGAAGCAUUUUUUCUACGUGGAUGACGUGAAGUUGGACGUGGACAUCAAGGCUAGAUACACCUAUGGCGAAUCCAUAGAAGGCCGUGCGUUCGCUCUCUUCGGGGUGGUGACGGACAAAGAUAAAGUACUAAUCCCAUCGUCCCUUCAGUCCACCGAUAUUAUUGAGGGGAAAGCGUCGGUUUUUCUGGAGAGUAACACAAUAUCUGAGGCUUUGGGUCCCUUGGAAAAGCUUGUUGGAUUUUCGAUCUACGUCAUUGUCAGCGUGAUAACCCGCACAGGAAGUGAUAUGGUAGAAGCAGAAAACUCUGCCACCAAAAUCGUCAAAUCUCCAUACGUAAUACUGUUCACUAAAACACCAGAGUAUUACAAACCAGGGAUACCCUUUGACUUCAUGGUCUCUGUCACAAACCCUGACGGUACCCCAGCCAGAAGAAUCGAAUUGUCUGGGAGUCAUGAUACGGCCCACAGCGAAUCCAUCACCGGACUCAAUGGGAAAGCCAGAAUGGUUAUCAACACACCAGGAUCGUCAACAGUUAUCAAAAUAACCGUUACAACAAAAGAUCCAGAGCUCCCAAACGAACGUCAAGCCACGGCCUCCAUGGUUGCCAAAGCCUACAAAACGAUGUUUAACUCAAACAAUUACUUGCACAUCAACCCCAAAGUGACAGAUGGAGACAACCUGAUCGUUUAUCUGCACGUUCCGAAAGAAACUGCCGCCGUUACCGAGAAGAUCAAGCACAUCAGCUAUAUCCUGAUGAACAAAGGGGCGAUCGUGAAAGUUGGGAAGCAGCCAAAGGACCCGGGGCAGACCGUGGUGACGAUGACGGUUCCGAUCACCAGUGCGCUGAUCCCAUCGUUCCGACUCGUGGCUUAUUACUACAUAGCUGUGGGAGGGAAAUUUGAAUCAGUGGCUGAUUCCAUCUCGAUUGAUGUGAAGGACACAUGCAUGGGAUCGCUCAAAAUCACUGGGGCCAACGAAGGGGACAAUAAGAAGAUUUAUAGCCCACGUCAAGCAUUCAAGUUGAAAGUAACAGGCGAUUCAGGAGCCAAGUUUGGUCUUGUGGCUGUGGAUAAAGCCAUCUACGUGCUGAAUAACAAAAACAGACUGACUCAGAGCAAGAUCUGGAGCACAGUAGAGGAGAGCGACAUUGGAUGUACAGCAGGAAGUGGGCCUGAUGCCUUUGGUGUUUUUAGUGAUGCAGGUUUAGCUUUCACAGCAAGCAAUGGGUUCAAGUCGACCACACGGACAGAACUCGGGUGCAAACAGAUACAGAAGAGGAAACGUCGAUCGCUCACUCUCAUGAAGCUAAGGAGAUCCAAAGGUAUAUUAUCCGUGUCCUGCGGUGACUGUAUCCGUGUCUCUGGUUCUUUUAGAGAGCAAGUACUCAAACGUUUACUGAGAUGCUGUCGGGAUGGAAUGAAGUCGAUUCCAAUGGCCUACUCGUGUACCUUCAGAGCAAGACGCAUUAAGCAAAGCCGUGAAUGUGUUGAUGCCUUCCUGGACUGCUGCAACGCUUACCAGCAAAGGAAGAAAUUAGAAGCAAGUAGUAUGAUGACAUUAGCACGAAGCGACGAUGAUCAAGGUUAUCGUCUGUAUGAAGAUAUUUUCGCCCGAAGUAAUUUCAGAGAAAGCUGGCUUUGGUACCUGUACGACAUGCCCAAGGAGACUGACAGAGAAGGCUAUGCUUCAAAAGAAAUACCAGGUCACCUGCCAGACUCUAUUACUUCCUGGGAGGUGCAGGCGGUCAGUAUUUCACAGGAUAAAGGUAUUUGUGUGUCUGAUUCUUACGAGAUGACAGUGAUGAAAGACUUUUUCAUUGAUCUUCGUCUGCCCUAUUCGGUCAUACGGAACGAGCAAGUGGAAAUCAAAGCCAUUCUUUACAAUUACCACACCGAGAAGAUUAAAGUCCAAGUGGAGUUUCCAUACAAUGAACAUAUCUGCAGUGGGGCAACACCACAGAAGAGGUUCAAACAGACGGUUGAGAUUCACCCAAAGUCUUCCGAAGCCGUGUUCUACACCAUCAUCCCUCUGGUGCUUGGAGAUAUUGCAAUCGAAAUAAAGGCCUCUGUCUAUGAAGCUUUUGUCAGUGACGGAGUGAGGAAGACCCUUCGUGUGGUGGCCGAGGGCAAACAGGUGGAAAGAGUGCAGACUAUCCCAUUAGAUCCUCAAGGUGUACGUAAAGAAUUCCCAGUUGAUAAUAGAAUCCCAGAUAAUGUGGUUCCAAACACAGAGCCCCAGACCUUCAUCAGUGUACAAGGGAGCGUGCUGGCUGAGACCAUUGAAAAUUCUAUUGAUGGGAGUAGGCUGAAACAUCUAAUCCGACAGCCAACUGGGUGUGGCGAGCAGAAUAUGGCCUCCAUGACCCCCGGGGUGAUUGUCACUCAUUACCUGGACCAAACCGCUCAGUGGGAUAAAGUGGGCCUGGACCGCAGAGAGACUGCGCUAACCUACAUAAGGAAAGGUUACACUCAACAGCAGGCUUUUCGCAAGCCAGGAGGAUCGUAUGCAGCCUUCAUCAACCGCCCUUCCAGCACCUGGCUGACCGCGUAUGUGGCGAAGGUGUUUGCAAUGGCCCAAAGUCUGAUCUCAAUAAAAGCUGAGGUUUUGUGCGAAGACCUGAAGUGGCUAAUAUUAAGGAAACAGAAACCUGACGGGAUCUUUAUGGAGGACGCAGCUGUGAUUCACCUCGAAAUGCAGGGAGGAGUGCACGGGGCUGAAAAUGAUGCCUCGUUGACUGCGUUUGUUCUUAUCGCAAUGAUUGAGGCCAAAGAUCUCUGCUCAAGAAGCAUAGGGAGUUAUGAAAACAGCAUCCAGAAAGCCGGUACCUAUUUGGAAGGCCGUAUUGCCAAGCUGACCCGCGCGUACUCCGUGGCCAUCACUACCUACGCCUUGUCGCUCUUGGGGAUACACAAGGACGACAUUCUGAUGAAGUUCGCCUCCGAGGAUGGAACCUACUGGGCAAAAGCCAAUCAGGAGAAUUCCAUGUACACCAUCGAAGCCACAGGAUACGCUCUGCUCGCAUUACUGCAACUGGAGAAAUUCGAGCAAACUGGUAAAAUCGUGAGGUGGAUGACUGCGAAGAGAGAUUAUGGUGGCGGCUUCAAAUCCACCCAGGCCACCUUUGUUGGUUUGCAGGCUCUUGCUGCAUACCUGAUUCAAAUGCCCGAUUCCAAAGCUGUCAAUAUGGAUGUCACCCUGACCAUCAAGGGCAGGCAAAAUUCCAUUCCCUGGCAUUUUAACACAGAAAAUGUGUAUGUAGCGAAAUCUGAAAAGAUCAACAUCAAUCAAAACUUCACUGUCGCAGUGACAGGUCAAGGCCAGGGGAUGCUAACAGUGACGACCAUUUACAACGCUUUAUUGACUGAAAAAGCCAAGGAGUGCCAGAAAUUUGACUUGCAAGUUACUGUGGAAGAGGUUUUUCCAGAAAAAAAACCACAAGGCGCCCUGAGCUCUGUAUUGAUAAACGUGUGUGCACGGAAUCUGGAAGAGAAAGAGGUGACAAUGACCAUCGCGGAUAUUUCCAUGUUAACGGGAUUUUCUCCGGAUUUGGAUGAUUUGAAAGCGAUUUCAACUGGUGUCGAUCUGUACAUAUCAAAGUUUGAACUCAACAAAGAUACAUCACGCAAAAGUUCCUUGAUUAUUUAUCUGGAUAAAGUCUCCCGUGAUGAAGACACUUGCUUUGCAUUUAAAGCACAUCAGUACUUUAAAGUUGGUUUCAUGCAACCAGCUGCAGUUGAGGUGUAUGAAUACUAUGAUUCAGCAAACAGCUGCACAUCGUUCUACAACUUAAAGGCAAGCAACGCCAUGCUUGGUAAGAUUUGUCACAACGAGAUCUGCAGAUGUGCAGCAGAAAACUGUGUUUCGCUACAGAAACCAAACGACAGAUCGAUAACUGCUGAUAUGAGACAAUACCAGGCCUGCCUUCCGGAAGUUGAUUUUGUUUACAAGAUACGAUUCCUCGAUAAGGAAGAAAAAGAGGGUUACGAUUACUACAGUUUCAAAGUCCUGACAGUGAUUAAAGCCGGGAGUGACGAGGUGGUGGAGGGAAAUGACAGGUUCUUGGUGUCACACGCCAGCUGCAAAGAGACGUUUGUGGUGGAUCUGCAGGUCAAGGAUUAUUUGAUUAUGGGUUUUCAGAAAGAUCUGUGGCCGAUGAAAAAUGGAAUGACCUACGUGGUCACGAAGGGGACCUGGGUGGAAUGGUGGCCGAACAACGAGGAGUGUCAGGCUCGGACUUACAGAAGCCUCUGUGAGAACCUGAUAGACUUUUCAGACACCCUGCGGGACUUUGGAUGCACCACUUAAACACGCUCUGACUAACCACAUCCAACAACAGCCCUCGCAUUUGAUACGGCGCCUUUUCACGUCAAGCCGCCUCACUGAGCUCCACGGGGGGGGUUUGCGCUGUGACUGUGUCGGAGGAUUUUCACCGCAGCGUCCGGCUGACGGGAAAGGCUCUGUAUCAAAAGUAAUUUUAAUCAAUAAAGUGCCGGCGUCCGAUCGCCUCGGGGAAGAGUCUCGAAGCGCCUUGCGGGGAUUUUCCCGUGUGUCGUGUUAAUUUUGUGCUGGUGGUGGUGGUUGUGACUGUGAUUUGAGGGCUUUCGUGUCGUGACUUGUCGUGCGCGUGACAUCAUUUUGGGAACCGACAAUAAAAAGCAGCUGAAAUCAAA